Molecule: messenger RNA, 1586 nt
Organism: Achroia grisella
Lineage: Eukaryota; Metazoa; Arthropoda; Insecta; Lepidoptera; Pyralidae
Gene: AK
Product: arginine kinase
Exons: 3
Coding region: 125-1192 (355 amino acids)
Biological process (GO): phosphocreatine biosynthetic process
Molecular function (GO): creatine kinase activity
Source: RefSeq, a predicted model, not a curated record
GAAGGGCUGGCGGCGGUGCGGGCGGGGACGACGCAGGCUUAACGCUUUGCGCGCUCCCGCUGCGACCAUUCUGCACCUCGCAGUCGACUCUAACGGUUGUUCAAGUGACAGAAAAGCCGCAGCAAUGGUGGACGCCGCGACAAUCGAGAAAUUGGAAGCUGGCUUUAGCAAACUCCAGGCUUCCGACUCCAAGUCACUGCUGAAGAAGUACCUCUCCAAGGAGGUUUUCGAGGCCCUCAAGAACAAGAAGACCUCCUUUGGCUCAACCCUGUUGGAUGUUAUCCAGUCAGGUGUUGAGAACUUGGACUCUGGUGUUGGAAUCUAUGCCCCUGAUGCCGAGUCAUAUGUUGUGUUUGCUGACCUCUUCGACCCCAUCAUUGAGGACUACCACAAUGGAUUCAAGAAAACCGACCAGCACCCCGCUAAGAACUGGGGUGAUGUUGAGACCCUCGGCAACCUGGACCCGGCCGGUGAAUUCGUUGUCUCAACCCGUGUGCGCUGUGGACGCUCCCUGGAAGGCUAUCCUUUCAACCCAUGUCUAACUGAGGCCCAGUACAAAGAGAUGGAAGAGAAAGUCUCCUCCACACUCUCUGGCCUCGAUGGUGAACUCAAGGGCACAUUCUUCCCCCUCACUGGCAUGUCAAAGGAAACUCAGCAACAGCUGAUCGAUGACCACUUCUUGUUCAAGGAGGGUGACCGUUUCCUCCAGGCUGCCAAUGCCUGCCGAUUCUGGCCCACCGGCCGUGGUAUCUACCACAAUGAAAACAAGACCUUCCUGGUCUGGUGCAACGAAGAGGACCACCUUCGUCUUAUCUCCAUGCAAAUGGGUGGUGACUUGAAGCAAGUCUACAAGAGGUUGGUGACAGCCGUCAACGACAUUGAGAAGAGGAUCCCAUUCUCACACAAUGACCGUCUCGGUUUCCUCACUUUCUGCCCCACCAACUUGGGCACAACUGUGCGCGCGUCGGUACACAUCAAGCUGCCCAAGCUGGCGGCGGACAAGGCCAAGCUGGAGGAGGUCGCGUCCAAGUACCACUUGCAGGUGCGCGGCACCCGCGGCGAGCACACCGAGGCUGAGGGCGGCGUCUACGACAUCUCCAACAAGAGGCGCAUGGGUCUGACUGAGUACGAGGCCGUCAAGGAGAUGUACGACGGCAUCGCUGAACUGAUCAAAAUUGAGAAGUCGCUGUAAGAUGUUAUUCGAUCUCGCGCUAUCAGUAUUUUUUGUAUUAUUUAUCAUUUUCAUGUAAGUAUUGGACUCGGCGGGUCGGCGAGACUAGUCAGUGACGCCCCGCGAGGGCGUCCGGGCACGCGGGCGGCCCAACAUAACUGUUUUUCGUAAAAGUAUUUUCUAUAAGGAAAUGGAAAAUAAAGACACCUAGCGUUAAGACCAGAACUGAUUAUUAUUUCAAACCCAUCUCUAAAAUAAUUGCUUUAUCGCUUAAAAUGUACAUGUUGCAAAUACAUUAUCUAUUGCUAUCUAGAAAUAUCAUCGGUGACGGAGGUAAUUGUCACCUUCAUCAACUUAAAAAGUAAAUAUUUAGAAUAAACGUGUUAAAUAUUAUACAGUAAUAGUUAAAAAACUU